Messenger RNA from Aspergillus novofumigatus IBT 16806, 2229 nucleotides. RefSeq names its product putative ATP citrate lyase subunit (Acl) (gene aclA). Bases 458 to 1918 code for a protein of 486 amino acids. Gene Ontology annotation, cellular component: succinate-CoA ligase complex. NCBI's taxonomy places the organism in Eukaryota, Fungi, Ascomycota, Eurotiomycetes, Eurotiales, Aspergillaceae. Gene Ontology annotation, biological process: tricarboxylic acid cycle; succinyl-CoA metabolic process. Gene Ontology annotation, molecular function: succinate-CoA ligase (ADP-forming) activity. The transcript has 2 exons. The record is from RefSeq and is a predicted model, not a curated record.
UCUCUGAGUCUGGUCCCUCUCCAAAUCUGGUCAUUUCCGAGUUCGGCCUCAAUACCGUACCUGACUCUCUGUAAUUUUGAGCCAGCUCCCCCCCAAAAAAAUUACUUCUGUUUUCCCCCUCCCAAAAGUCCUUCCGGGCGUUUACUUGACUGUUCAAUUAUUUUAUUUCGGAGGACUCAGGUCAAUCGUCCGCGGUCACUGAAUCCCCUCCUCUUUCUCCUCUCUUCUUCAAUCCAUCCAUCCACCUUCAUCUUCUCCCUCCUUCUCUCCCACUUCAAGUCCAACAAAUCACUUCGUGCAGGGUGGAUUGCUUGCCGACCUAUCCCUCCUCUUCGUCUUCUCUGUUAUAUCGUUCUCUUGAUCCGGGCUCUCUUCCUCUUCUCUACAUACAACCUCUCCUCAAUCGUCAGGACCUUCCUCUAUUUGUCCUCCUCUCUGAUCCUCCAUUUCUAUCGUCAUGUCCGCCAAGUCGAUUCUCGAAGCUGAUGGCAAGGCCAUCCUCAACUACCACCUCACCCGGGCUCCUGUCAUCAAGCCGACUCCUCUCCCUCCUUCCUCCACCCACAACCCUCCUCCCAGACUUGCCUCCAUCUACUUCCCCGAAGACGCCGCUGUGAAGGAUGUCUUGGACCAGACGGAGGUUGUCUACCCUUGGCUGCUGACUCCCGGCGCCAAGUUCGUCGCUAAGCCAGAUCAAUUGAUCAAGAGACGGGGUAAGAGCGGUUUGCUCGCUCUGAACAAGACCUGGCCCGAGGCCAGAGAGUGGAUUGAGGCUCGUGCUGGCAAGGAGAUCAAGGUUGAGACUGUCACCGGUGUUCUUCGCCAGUUCCUGGUUGAGCCUUUCGUUCCCCACCCUCAGGAGACUGAGUACUACAUCAACAUCAACUCCGUGCGAGAGGGUGACUGGAUCCUCUUCACACACGAGGGUGGUGUGGACGUUGGUGAUGUCGAUGCCAAGGCCGAGAAGCUUCUUAUCCCCGUAAACCUGAACAACUACCCCUCCAACGAUGAGAUUGCUGCUGCUCUUUUGAGCAAGGUGCCCAAGGGCGUUCACAAUGUCCUGGUUGACUUCAUCUCCCGUCUCUACGCCGUUUAUGUUGACUGCCAGUUCACCUACCUUGAGAUCAAUCCUCUGGUUGUCAUUCCCAACGCUGAGGGUACCUCCGCGGAGGUGCACUUCCUUGAUCUUGCCGCUAAGCUUGACCAGACUGCUGAGUUUGAGUGCGGUACGAAGUGGGCUAUUGCCCGCAGCCCUGUCAACCUCGGCCUGGCCACCGUUCCCCAGGCGGACGGCAAGGUCAACAUUGAUGCUGGCCCGCCAAUGGAGUUCCCCGCUCCCUUCGGUCGUGAGCUGAGCAAGGAGGAGAAGUUCAUCUCCGACAUGGAUGCCAAGACCGGUGCUUCUCUCAAGCUGACUGUGCUCAACGCCAAUGGCCGUAUCUGGACUCUGGUCGCUGGUGGUGGUGCAUCCGUCGUGUACGCCGAUGCCAUUGCCUCCGCUGGUUUCGUCAGCGAGCUCGCCAACUACGGUGAGUAUUCCGGUGCUCCCACCGAGACUCAGACCUACAACUACGCCAAGACCGUUCUGGACUUGAUGCUGCGCGCACCUAUGCACCCUGACGGCAAGGUUCUCUUCAUCGGUGGUGGUAUUGCCAACUUCACCAACGUCGCCUCGACGUUCAAGGGUGUCAUCCGUGCGAUCCGCGAGGUCGCCCCUGUUCUCAACGAGCACAAUGUCCAAAUCUGGGUUCGUCGUGCUGGUCCCAACUACCAGGAGGGUCUCAAGAACAUCAAGGCCGUCGGUGAGGAGCUGGGUCUUAAGAUGCACGUGUACGGUCCUGAUAUGCACGUCAGUGGUAUCGUCCCUCUUGCUCUGCUAGGCAAGAAGACCGACAUCAAGGAGUUCGGAUCUGCUUAAAAAAUGGGAAAGAAAUUUGCUUUGCUUUAAUCAUUUAAUUUCUCCGGUUUCCUUUCUACUUACAUUUUGUUUUCCUUUUUCUGUUCUGAACGCAUGGCAUGAUACGGAACUUUUUUCCUUACUUAUCUAGCGAGGACUGGACAUACAAGCAGUAUGACACAUGACACUGCACUAACAAGGUUGAAGAAGAGAAGGGGAUAUCCAUUUGUGCUGGAGUCAGCUGUUUCUCUUAGACUAUAGUCUUGGUUGAUUGCGAGGCAUGGGUCUGCGCAGUGAUAGUCAAAUUAAUCCAAUGAUAACGAUCUUCAAUG